This is a messenger RNA of Suillus clintonianus, 267 nucleotides long. RefSeq lists its product as uncharacterized. The record is from RefSeq and is a predicted model, not a curated record. NCBI's taxonomy places the organism in Eukaryota, Fungi, Basidiomycota, Agaricomycetes, Boletales, Suillaceae. The annotation marks the transcript as partial. The transcript is spliced from 2 exons.
CAAAACGGUCUCGAUGCCCAAAAAUUGAAUGCUCAGUUUGCAAACAUGUCCGUCAAUGAUCCUUGUAUCAAUGAUAUUCAAGCAUGUGUGGGCGGUGCCUUCGCACAGUGCGUUGGAAGGUCCUGGGAGCUCACGCAUUGCUCGUCCGGUCUGUCUUGCUACGCGCUUCCUCUCGUUAACAAAGCUGGCACCGCUCUCGCUUGUGACACAAAAAGUGAUGCUGAGGCACGCUUUGUCGCUGCUGGCGUUCAGGGAGGUGUAACCGGA